Messenger RNA from Anopheles marshallii, 1068 nucleotides. RefSeq names its product actin-3-like. Bases 1 to 1068 code for a protein of 355 amino acids. Lineage: Eukaryota; Metazoa; Arthropoda; Insecta; Diptera; Culicidae. The transcript has a single exon. The record is from RefSeq and is a predicted model, not a curated record.
AUGUCCGUAGACGAAACUCCCGCCAUUAUUAUUGACAAUGGAUGUGACACCCUAAAGGUCGGUUUUACCGGAGACGAUGAACCGACGGGAAUUUUUAGAAACGUUGUGCUUCUGUCUGAAGGUGCCGACGGAUCGAUGAUCCGGACCGUCGGUUGUGUGGCGGGCAAACCAUAUGAUCGCUUUAAGAGGCCAAUGCAACGAAGCGAACCGUACGAUUGGGAUGCAAUGGAGUGUGUUUGGGAGCACGCGUUCAAAGAUGUGCUGAAGGUGGCGCCGGAGAAUCACCGAGUGUUGUUCACCGACCGGCCUCUCAGCCCGGACAUAACCCGCGAAAAGUCAGUUCAAAUAAUGUUCGAAAAGUUCUCGACGCCUGCCACUUACGUGUCGAUGCAGUCAACGUUGGCACUGUAUGGGAGCGGGCGUACCACCGGAACCGUGCUUAAUGUUGGCGAUUUUACGUCAAGUGUUGUUCCGAUCUACAAAGGCACACCGGUCAGGGAAGCUAUCCGGCUCACUGAAUUGGCUGGGUGCGAUAUGAUCGAAUAUCUGUCCCGUGCACUCUACAUAAGAGACCAAGAAAUGGCUCGCGAGAUAAUGGAAAAAGUAUGUGCGGUUAGUGCCGAUGCGAAAAAGGAAACGGUGAAAUAUAUCGAUUACAAGACUUCGGACGGCGCUGUCCACACGAUUGGUGAGGAGCGGUACCGAUGCGGCGACGUACUGUUUAAUCCGUCGCUAAUAAGUCCCCAUAAGGUCAAACCCUUGCAGCAGCAAGUUGUGGAGAGUGUGGCUAUCUGUGAGGAAAUCAUCCGUAAAACGCUGUACGCAUACAUUGUACUUGCCGGUGGGCCGACGACGCUCAAUGGAUUUGCCGAGCGUAUGCAGAAGGAGGUAACGGCGUUGUUGCCGUCGAAGUACAAGUGCAAGGUGGUGACGACCCAACAUCCCGUCUUGAACGUUUGGGCAGGUGGAUGCAUGGUCGCCCAAAGUCCCCUGUUCCAGCAAUCGUGGAUAACGAAGCAGGAGUACGAAGAGCACGGUGCGAACAUAAUUCAUCAGAAAUGUGUUUGA